GAAAGUAGAGAAACCCAAACAAGGCAAAGACAAUCUCUCUCUCUCUCUCUCUCUCUCUCUAUCUGAUGCGUGGACUUCUUCUUCUUUCCGAAAACUCGUUCUUCAUUUCAUGGAAAUCUAGAAAGAAGGGCAAAAGGCAGAGCGACAGACGAGGGAGAAAGACACACUUUUCUUUUUCUCUGUCUUUCCAGACAUAGAAAGUACGAGGAAAACAAAAAGGAUACGGACCCCAGAAAGAAAAAAGAGGGAGAGAGAGAUUUUCCUUUACCCAGUCGAGAUGGCGGGCAAGGACCAACCGCCGCCGCCGCCGCCAUUUCCAGGAAGGCCUACGGAUCCCACCACCCGCCCCUCGCUCGCCCUCCCACCGCGCGCCUCCGUUGACUCGGUCUUCACCGGCGCUGGCGGCGUGGGCGGGUCGAGCGGGACGGCCUGGGGUCUGAGCCCCGGCCCGAUGACCAUGGUCUCCCGCCUCCUCUUCUCUGACGGCGAGGACUGCAAGUCCUUCUCUCAGCUCCUCUCUGGAGCCGCCGCGGCUUCUCCAACGGCUCAGUGGCUCGGCUUCUCCCUGCCUGCGUCCGAGAAGACGGCCGUCCCCGGAGACUUGCGGUUCAAGCAGAGCCGUCCGAACGGAUUGGCGGUCUCGCAGCCGCCGCCGCCUCCGGCGGCAGUGUUCGCCAUACCGCCAGGGCUGAGCCCCGCGGCUUUGCUCGACACCCCAGGGACCUUCCCUUCUUUUCCGGGGCCUCUAGGAAUGUCUCACCAACACGGCUUCAUCAGCAUGGGCGCUCAAGCUUUGCAAGCUCGGCCUCAUCACGUCCAACCCGGGUAUGCAUCGGCAUCUUCCGCAACUGCCGCACUAUCCUUAGGAACGAUGCAGUUUCCGCCCUUCACAGUGGACGCAUCGAUGAUGAACCAGCGGACCUCAUCCUUGGAAGAGUCGAAAAUCGUCGAGACAGAACCCACUGACUUCUCUCACUCUGAUCAGAGACCUCCUGUGUCUUCAUUCGCAGUUGAUAAGCCGGCCGAUGACGGCUACAACUGGAGGAAGUAUGGUCAGAAACAGGUCAAGGGAAGUGAAUUCCCCCGGAGCUAUUACAAGUGCACGCACCCUAGCUGUCCCGUCAAGAAGAAGGUCGAGCGCUCUCUCGAUGGCCAGAUAACCGAGAUAAUCUACAAGGGACAGCACAAUCAUAAGCCCCCCAAGAGCAAUAACCGCGCAAAGGACUCUGAAGUCGGUUACGGGAGUUCGGAUGUUGAGGGAAGUUCUCAUAUUCCCCUCGCAUUGAUGCCUCGGGAUCAGGAGUCUAGCCAGGUCACGCCUGCGCACUUGUCCGGGACAAGCGACAGCGAGGAAGUUGGUGAUGCUGAGACUGGAGCAAAUGAUAGAGAUGAGGAUGAACCCGAACCAAAGCGACGAAGCAUGGAGGCUAUGGCUUUGGCUGCAGGAUCUUUGCAUAGGACCGUUACAGAACCGAAGAUAAUCGUGCAAACGACAAGCGAAGUCGAUCUUUUGGACGACGGCUAUAGGUGGCGCAAGUAUGGGCAGAAAGUUGUCAAAGGCAACCCUUAUCCAAGGAGCUAUUACAAAUGCACCGCUAAAGGUUGUAACGUUCGGAAACAUGUCGAGAGGCCUUCAAGCGACCCUAAAGCCGUCAUAACAACAUACGAAGGCAAACACAAUCAUGACGUUCCAGCUGCUAAACCGAGCAGCCACAGCGUCGCUAACAGCUAUGCCUCACAAUCGAGACAGCAACGGAAUGCAGAAGUCGAGAAAGAUGCCGCGUUCGGAACCAACGCGCAGCAGCUGACGGCCCAUUUACGCCUAAAGGAAGAACAGAUAACAUAAUAGGUUCCGCCGUAUGCACCCCCUGGAAUGUGGUGCAGCAAGGAUAUGCUUGUGAAGGAGGCUAAAACCAAAAGUUGAUUUUCUUUGCUUGAUUUUUCCUUUUCAUACCCGGAGGCUGCAGAUUUUGGUUGAUGCUAAUUGGUCUGAUUUGUGCAUAUAUCGAAAAAUAAAGGGGGAGAAAAAGUCCCGAAACAAUCUGCUUCAAGGGGGAAUCGCGAGUGACCUGGGUCCGAGCUCUGGAGGUACCGUUGUGCUGUAGUGUUAAAGUGGUAGACCUUGUAGGCUUGUUAACACGCUUUGUUUUUGAGAUUGUUUCACGGGGUUGCAUUCUUUCUGUACAUGGAAAUGUAAUUGCUGUCCACAUAAUUGUUUGGUGUUACAGAUGACUCAUUAGACUGAACUUUUC
Molecule: messenger RNA, 2252 nt
Organism: Rhodamnia argentea
Lineage: Eukaryota; Viridiplantae; Streptophyta; Magnoliopsida; Myrtales; Myrtaceae
Product: probable WRKY transcription factor 3
Exons: 4
Coding region: 278-1846 (522 amino acids)
Biological process (GO): regulation of DNA-templated transcription
Molecular function (GO): DNA-binding transcription factor activity; sequence-specific DNA binding
Source: RefSeq, a predicted model, not a curated record